Messenger RNA from Nematostella vectensis (starlet sea anemone), 2630 nucleotides. Its product is annotated as kappa-type opioid receptor. The record is from RefSeq and is a predicted model, not a curated record. Lineage: Eukaryota; Metazoa; Cnidaria; Anthozoa; Actiniaria; Edwardsiidae. The transcript has a single exon. Bases 198 to 1265 code for a protein of 355 amino acids. Gene Ontology annotation, cellular component: membrane. Gene Ontology annotation, biological process: G protein-coupled receptor signaling pathway. Gene Ontology annotation, molecular function: G protein-coupled receptor activity.
UGAUAACAAGAACUGACUUCAAGUGUGAACUUCUUAUUCUUCAAAGAAGUUCGUGGAACUAGUAGACUUCAGUCGGGACACGGACAAGAGAAGAGAGAGUUAUUCUGUGUGUUAUCUUAUUUUUCGUCGAACAAAUAGUUUCGAGGAAAAAAGCAUCGCUCAGUGAUCUAAAAAGAAAUUAACUCUUUCGUUUUGUAAUGGCGUCGUACAGUCAAGUCUCAAUGGCACUUCAAACUUCAGCAUAUGGCAUUCUCAUACUUCUCUCUCUAGCCGGCAACUCACUCAUCAUUGCAGCAGUGGCAAGGAAUACAAAUAAGCGUAUGCGAACAGUCAGUAAUAUUCUUAUCGUUAAUCUGUGUGUGGCUGAUCUCAUUGUUACUUUGUGCAACAUGCCUGGAAAAAUCGCUCAAAUACACAUAGGACAAAUUUGGCUAGUGAAAGGGAUGUUUGGUUAUGUGCUAUGCAAGGUCAUGGGCUUUGUUCCCUAUAUAGGAGCAACGGUCUCAGCACAUAGUUUUGCUUUGCUUUCAAUUGACCGCUUUGCUGCGGUUUUCUUUCCUAUUAAGAGGCCUAUAACUGGCAAAGUCGUCACAGUGCUUAUAACCCUUACAUGGAUAUUUGUAUUCGGAUUUUACUUCGUUUAUCUCCAUUCUAGCGAGGUUGAGCAAUAUCAAAACAUUACAAAAUGUUCGUUAAACAUUACUAAAGUGUUCCAUACAGAGGAAAACUUUAAUCGUUUCGUGUGCGCGGAGUUCUUCGUCGUCACAGUCAUCCCCCUGUUUAUCUCCGCGGUUCUCUAUACCGCAACAAUGGUCAAACUUUUCAAGAGAAGAAUCCCGGGAAUGGUGACUCCAGCUAAUGCGAGCUACACUUUGCGAGUGAACAGACGAAUCAUGAAGAUGCUGGUCACGGUUUACGCGGUGUUUUUUCUUUGCUGGUGUCCCUCAUGGAUUUGGGUGAUCACGUGUCUGUUCGUCCCCAGCCCUCACGGGAAACGAGCAAUUUGCACCUCAACACAAUAUCACAUCUUCCGCUUUAUUGCUGCGUACUCCAACAGCGCCAUCACGCCCUAUUUGUACCUGAUAUUCAGUGAAAACUAUCGCCGUGGGUGCGUGGACGUUAUUGGCGCCAUAACAUGCUGCAAGCGGGCAAAGAGAGUGAUGCAGAGAGGAAACCAAGUUGGCGUGGCGGUGGCUAUGGAGGGAGGGACUGGGACUCUCCCUGAAACUAGGAGAAGCAUAGCUUUAGAAAGGACUGUUAUCUAAAACCCCUUUUUUUCAAUUUGUACUUGCUUGAUUUCUCGCACGAGUAUCAUAAAUAAGAAGUUGUUUGUGUAAAAAGGGACUUGAAAUACAUAGGGGAGAGGGUCUUCCACCUCUAGCGCCCUUUAUUUUGCGUUCAAGGAAUUUGGAAAAAGAACAAAUCGAUGUCUUAUGAUCAUCAUUAUGAAACACUUUUUAACAAUGUCUCCGAUGUGGAUUUUUCGCGUCGCUUCACUUGGUGCCCUCUCGAUGCCCUAGGAGGCGUCUGAAUAUUGGAAGCGACUCUGUUCUUUUUCUUUGGUGUCUAGAGACCAUAGAAUCUUACCAUAUUUGCCAUUGACAUGGCUAUCUCUCUCCAUAAAUACUCAUUAAACGAAGCAGAGAAGUACAAGAAAAAAAAGCAAGAUAAAAAUGUAUGAUAGCACCAAUGCAAACGGUGUCCUUCCUCUGUAGUCACUAUAACGGGUUGUAAUGAAGUCAUUUCUCAGUGACUCUAUGAGUUCUUCAGUAACCUGAGUAUCAGGCCCUCCUAUGUUUCUAUUUCAGUAGUCGGGCAUAUUUUUAGGAGAUUGCAGAGAGGUCGUCUAUUGCUAAAGCUGUGCAAACGUCAACACGGGUAAUUAGAAUACAAGACUAGAAUUAGAAUACAGACUAAACGCUUUUAGGGUGCUUUAGACUGUUUUGUUGAAAGUAGAGGGUGGCCUACUUGUGGCGGCUGGCUCGCGAAUAAUAUCCUCUCGUAGCUAUUAUUCGCGUGUCAGCGGCUUGCGUAGACCAGGGCAGGGCAGGGGGCACUUAAUUCGCACAAUUCUCUCUUAUGACAAAGGCGUUAAUUUCUCUGCUAGCAGAUGCCUCUUUUCUCUGUAUUUCGCUUGGUUAGAGAAAAGAGGUCUCUGCUAGCAGUGAAGGCGUUAAUUAACACGAGCUGAUUAAAUGGCUGCCGCACAAACUUGGCGGUCUCGUCGCCAUCGACAUCCGGGACAGUUGCUGAUUGCAACCACAGUGAUGUAAAAAAAUGACAAUCAAUCACUAUCUUGUCAACUUAACAUUUGAAACUACAAUGGUGUAUUUGCGAGAAAACCUCAAAAUAAUGGUCCUCAAAUGAAGUACUGCGGUACUUUAUUGACGAUGGUUGUUUGAAAAUAUAUUUGUUCCCCGCAUAACUGAUUAGCUGAUAUUGAAAGGUGCAUAUUUAAGAGUGUGAAAUGGUUUUGUAGGGAAGCCAGAUUAAUGGCGGGCGCGAAAGGUAAAUGCCUUAGGACAAUAGGCGUCUUUCAUCGCUAAACGAAGCCACGACAACAAUACGUUAACAAAUUUAUUACAAAAACUUUAAAUAUCAUUACAUCCUGAUUAAACAUUUCAAACUUG